AUGAAUCCCCCUCUCGCUCCGUCUCCGAUUAAACGCAAGUUAUCUGACAGCCCCCCUGAUAGCUCACUGGAAACCCCAAGCACUUUUGUGUUUGGAACCGCAAAUCUGGCGACUCUACGCUCGCCGCCUCCGUCUGGACGCUUAGAGCAAGGAAGAGAGGACCGAAAAUAUGAUGGAUCGACCAUCUAUAUUAGUUUUAGCGACAUAAAUGAGUCAGCUGUACGUGAAAUCCUUGAGCCUUAUGGUCCAAUCCUUAAUAUCCAUCUGGACGAAAACAAAUGCUACGCCUUUGUGACGUUGACUUCCGAAGAAAUGGCCGAAAAAGCCCUAAAGUUGGACAAAUCAAAGUAUCAAAACCAUCGUCUCCGCGUCAACUUCGCCCGACGCAACCGACAGCAAAGUCGCGACGGCAAUGUUGAUGUCGGUCCUACUCACCAGACGCCUAGGCCUCCGUCCUGGGGUGGUGGUCGCGCCUUCAACAGUUAUUCUGACAUUCAUCUUCACCUCGACGGAGUGGCCUUUUUCGUUAGUCGUGUCGCAGUUUUCUUCCAUUCCAUUACAUUUCCCAUACUGUCAAUGCUUUGCCGUCUCAGACCUGCUCUACUCUCCUGCCAGUCGGUGGUUGUACGCCGCGUCCUCGGCGUAUCCUCGGCAUCAAUUGACAUCUACGUCGGGGCGAAUCGGUCCAGGUUCUACAGAACUCUCGGCCUCUUUUGCCUCUUUCAAGGCUCCGCCUGGAGCCUCUUUGGAGGCUACCUCUUUUCGAAGUCGGCCGAACCCAUCACGUGGGAUUCCAUUAAGGCGGAUGUCAAUAGCUUCAACAGCCGUCUCGCCAGCCGCCUUGAGUCAUGGACGCCGGACGCCAUCGCAAAGAUAAUUCUCCGCCCAAGGAAGCCCAGCACCGUGGAUGCAGCUGAACCGGCGGUGAAGGCGAAGGAGGUGGAGAAGGGGGUGGAAAAGGAGGCGGACGAGCAAGCAAAGAAGGGAGAGGAGCCACUCCUAGCCACCGAGUCGAAAGAUAUGGCUAGCCGGAUGCGAUUGGCUUUUGGACUCGCGAAGAACGACAACAGCAUCAGCCAGACAAAUGACAGUUCAAAAAGGUUGAUUCCUCUUCUCUGUCUCGUUAUGGACGGAGCCAAAAUCUCCUUGUUGACGUAUUUAUUUGUAUCUGUAGGCGCAUUCACAUUCUUCGUGGGUGCUGUUAUUCCGCGCCAGGUGGUUAGACGAAUAUCCCUGUUGUCACGGCAACCGAGCAGUCUGGAUCACAUGGUUUGCGUAAGCACCUACGGAUGGUUCGGAUGUCUGCCUCGUGGGGGCGCUCAAUUCAACGUCCCACUGAACAGCGUCCGCACCGCAAGGGCGUACAAGGAGGGAGAUAAGUUUAUGACUAUCUUCAUCGGCCAGCGCGUCUUCAUCUUCUACCUGGAACGCUUUCAAACCGAGUUCAUCCUCCCCGAGUUCCUAGAACACUUGAAUCCCGGUGUCAUCCCGAAGAAGUAA
Messenger RNA from Mesocestoides corti, 1500 nucleotides. NCBI's taxonomy places the organism in Eukaryota, Metazoa, Platyhelminthes, Cestoda, Cyclophyllidea, Mesocestoididae. The record is from the annotation of a GenBank genome assembly.